AUGAAAUGUAAAAGAAAUGUUUUUUUUUCUAAAUCAUUAAAAUUUGGACACAUUUCCGUAUUUAUAUUUGGAAUUCUAUAUGGUGUAAUAAAUAAAUUAUUUAUAAGUGAUGUAAAUUCCUGUUAUUCAGUUAGUAAUAGUAUAAUAUAUGAAAGACAAUUAAGCGAAAAAGACAACUUAUCAAAUUCACUUGAACAAAAUGGGGAACCUGUAGUUAUAGGACAAUUUUUUUCAUUACCAAAUGGAAAAUCGAUUUCUAUUUCAGAUGAUAUAUUUAUUGAUGAGGAACAAUCAAUUGUGAAUUUUAUUGAUAAUAUAAUUGAAGGUUUAGAACAAUAUAUGCUAUGGAAUAAUUACAUGGUAAUUCCGCAUAUGAAACAGUAUCCCCCUGUUUUCAAUAAUGAUAAAGAUAUAGAAUUAAAUAAUAAAGUUGAUAAUUUAGAAAGAAAUAGAGAAGAUAUUAUAAUUGAAACGGAAAAAUUGUGGUUAGAAAUAAUGAAAAAUGAAAAAAAUAAAUUUGCUUCAUUAAAGUGUAAACUAUUUAAUCAAUAUAAUAAAUUUAAAAAUAAACAUAAUAUACCAAAAGAACAAUAUGAAAAAGGAUGUAAUCUAUGCAAAAAACUUAUUGAAAUUGGAGAAAAGUAUCUUGAAUUGAAAUUAAAUAGUGUAUUUUAUGAAUGGUAUGAUAAAAAAGUUAUCUGUGUUGAAGAUUUUAAAAGAAAAAUUGAGAGAUGUCGAAUAGCUUGGAAAGCUUUAUCUAACAAAAUUCAAUAUUUAUGCAAUAAAAUUAUAAUUAAUUGUUUAGAUAAAAUUAAAUAUAUGAAUGAAAUGAAAAUAAUGAAAGCAAAAAAAAAAGCUGUAAAAGUGGUAGAAAAACCAGAACCUAAAAAGAAACAAGAAGAAAAUCUUUCUAUGGUGGAAGGUUUGAAUUGUUUUGAAGAGAAUCAUAAAAUAAUUUGCAUCAAGAAUAAUGAUUUAAUUAGUGGGUGUGAAAAUGUAGAUACCCAAGGAUGUCCUUCAGUAAAUGAAAUUAUUAAUAGUUCGUCUAUAAAUUAUUAUGAAAAAAUGAGGGAUGGUCUAUAUCAUGACGAUGAAGAAUAUGAUGCGCUUGUUACAGAUGAUGACUUGAUAUUUGAAAUGUUUGAUGAAAAUAAAGAAGAUGAUAUAAUAGAAGAGUCUGAAAAUAAUGAAUCAGAUGAAGAUGAUUUGUUAGUGGAAGAAUCUGAAAGUAAUGAAUCAGAUGAAGAUGAUUUGUUAGUGGAAGAAUAUGAAAAUAAUGAAUCAGAUGAAGAUGAAUCUAUAAUAGAAGAAUAUGGAGAAGCACAAGAAGAAGUUGCAAUAAGUUCCUCUGAGGUAGUUGAUGAUGAAUUUACAACAAACGAAGAUAUAGAAUCAGAAGAAAGGUAUUCUUUGGAUAAGGAAGCAAAUAGAUUAUUAUUUAAAAAUGACAUAUAUAACAUUUGGUUUUCUGAUUUAUCAAAUAUAUAUGUCGAUACAACAUACUAUGAUAUAUUAAACGUAUAUCCUACUUCUGAAUUGAGUGAAAUUAAAAGUAAUUAUUAUAAUUUAGCUUUAAAAUAUAAUCCAGAAAGUAAUUUAGGUAAUGCUGAAGCAUUAACAAAAUUUAGGGAUAUAAAUGAAGCAUAUCAAAUAUUAUCUUUAGACCAAAGAAGGAUGAAUUAUAAUAAAUAUGGAUUAAAUGCUACAAAAGAUAUGUUUUUAAUAGAUCCUUCUAUAUUUUAUGUGAAAAUGUUAAGUAUAGAAAAGUUUUAUGAUUAUAUUGGAACUACGCAAAUAGAAUCAUUUCUAAAAGUAUUAUCUGAAAAAAAUAUAGCUUUGCAUGAAUUAGAACAUAGACUUGAAGACAUUAUGAAUUUGAUGUAUGAGCAACAAGAAGUACGACAAGUUAAAAUAGCCUUAUAUUUAAGAAAUAAAUUACAGCCAUAUGUAGAUGGAGAUGACCAAUGGAAAAAACAUAUGGAAGAAGAAGUGAAAAAAUUAAAUAAAUCCAUAUUUGGUACUUUUUUUUUAAAAUCCAUAGGAUGGAUAUAUACAAAUCUUACUCAAUGUUAUCGGGAAGAUAAUGGACAUUCGUUUGGAGUAAACUUAAAAUUGGCUAACAUGGAAUUCGAAAACAGGAAUAAAAAAAAUCAACUAAAAGUAUCAAAAUCUAUGAGGAACUUGUUGUCUAUAAUUAAGGAAUAUAUACCUAGGAAUGAAAACAUAACUGGUCUUGUUAAAAAGAUAGAAUAUUUGAAGAGCGAAAAUGAUAUUGAAAAUAAUAUAAGCAAUGUUAAUGAAAAAUCUUCUAGUAAUGAUAAUUCAAGUGAUGAUGAAAAUCAAAAUGAAAAUGAAAAUGAAAAUCAAAAUGAAAAUGAAAAUGAGAAUGAAAAUCGUAAAGAUCUUAAGCUACUAAGCGAUAACGAAAAGAGAAAAGUUUUACAUUUUAUGAUAAAGAAUAUAAAAAAUGUAGUUCAGGGUGAUAUUGAACUAACAAUUAGAUAUGCUGCUGAAAAAGUUUUAUUUGAUGAAGGUGUAGAUAAGGAAACACAAUUAAAAAGAGUUGAGGCAUUGGAAAUUUUAGGAAAUAUAAUGAAAACGUGUUCAAAAGAAAAUAAAAAUUGGGAAAAGGAUCAGGAAGCUGAUAUUGAAAAUAUUAUUGAAAAAGUAAUAAAUGUUUCAAAAAUGGUUAAUAAUGAAUGA
Messenger RNA from Plasmodium falciparum 3D7, 2703 nucleotides. Its product is annotated as putative DnaJ protein. Lineage: Eukaryota; Apicomplexa; Aconoidasida; Haemosporida; Plasmodiidae. The record is from RefSeq and is a predicted model, not a curated record.